CCACUUUUCUUCUGCAGAAAUCCACCAAUGAGAAUGCACCUGCAUAGACGAACAGGUGAGGAAGCACCUCCUGACAAUCACUCUGCAGGGCUGAGCGGACACAGACGUUGGACUGUGGAGACGACAGAGAAGAUGCUGCUGGCCGUGCUGUUCGCUCUUCUCGCUGCUUCUGCUGCAGCUAAUGAGGGGCCCAUGUACUCGUACUCCCCCUCCGUGGGAUCUGGAAGCGGCUCCUCCUACGCCCUCACCGGGAUGGGAAGAAUCACCGCCAUCAGGAUCUGGGAAUCCUACAAUAACUAUGUGACGGGCAUCCAGUUCCGAUACGGGUACGUCUGGUCCGAGAUCGCUGGGUAUUUGUCCGGCCCCCCCAUGGAGAUACAGCUGCACGACGGUGAAGCCAUCGUCCAGAUCUCUGGAAAGUACUCCAGCUACCUGCAGCACGUGGUGUUCACCACUAACCGCGGCCGCUUCGUGCACGCCGGCCAGCCUUCGGGAAACUCCUUCAACAUGUACCCCCAACACAGCCGGGCGGAGCUGGUGUUCAUCAGCGGGCGGCACGCCGGGCCCAUCACCUCGCUGGGAGCCCACUGGGCCGUGGUCGACCCCAACGCGGACUGAAGAUCCGUCUGAACAUCUGAAUCUGAUGACUUUUUCAAUCGCCAGCGAGACGUUUCAUCGCAUGGAAUUUACAGCAAAAGAAAUUCUUGUAAAAUAGUAAAUGUAAAAUAGUAAAAUGUUGGUUUUUCUCCAUAAAUCAUCUCAAACCUGAUUAAAAAUGUAACAACAUCAACAAUAAAUGACCCAAACAGGAACACA
Oryzias melastigma (Indian medaka) is the source of this 816-nucleotide messenger RNA. RefSeq names its product zymogen granule membrane protein 16. Bases 28 to 618 code for a protein of 196 amino acids. The record is from RefSeq and is a predicted model, not a curated record. The transcript is spliced from 4 exons. NCBI's taxonomy places the organism in Eukaryota, Metazoa, Chordata, Actinopteri, Beloniformes, Adrianichthyidae.